AUGGAGAUAGCAACACUGUGUGCUGUUAUUGCUUCACUCAGAGUCGUUCCAAACAGAUCCCAGUUCUUCCAGUAUGAGUCCGUCUCCAUGAGCUGUGGAGAGCAGGAAAAUUCUUCUGAGUGGAGAGUUAAGAGGAACACGUCCUUAUACAUAAACACAACAUGUCCCUCAUCCUCAAAUGGAAUAGAUGAAUCUCACUGCAACAUCAGUGACCUUUACCCAACAGACAGUGGAGUUUACUGGUGUGAGUCUGCAGCAGGAGAGUGUUUUGGUGCUGUCACCAUCACUGUGGCAGCUGGUUCUGUGAUCCUGGAAAGUCCUGCCCAUCCUGUGAUGGAGGGAGACACUGUAACUCUGCACUGUAGAAACAAUACAGACUCAUCCUCCAAUUUCACUGCUACAUUCUAUAAAAAUGAUGAUCUCAUUGGGAGCAGCUCUACAGGAAACCUGACCAUCCACACGGUUUCCAAAUCAGAUGAAGGACUCUACAGGUGUAACAUCUCUGGAGUUGGAGAAUCACCAGACAGCCAGCUGGUGAUUGUUUCUGCAGCAGGGAGUCCUGACUCGCCGCCUGAUUCUCCCCCCCGAGUGAUUCUUCCUGUGGUGGGUGUCUGCCUCAUGCUGAUUUUGCUGAUGCUGCUCUGCCUCUGGAGGAGCCACAAAGAUAAAGUGAACCCUGCUGUCUCGUACUCUGACAUUACCAUCACACAGGAAGUGAAACCUCGUACUUUUAGAGAUCUGGACUCUGAGGCGUCCUUCUACUCAACACUCAGUCUGGCAAACAUGUGCCAGGAAGCACCUAAAAACUCCAGAUUAAGUGUUUAA
Messenger RNA from Pelmatolapia mariae (spotted tilapia), 825 nucleotides. RefSeq names its product low affinity immunoglobulin gamma Fc region receptor II-b-like. Gene Ontology annotation, biological process: cell surface receptor signaling pathway. Gene Ontology annotation, cellular component: plasma membrane. Lineage: Eukaryota; Metazoa; Chordata; Actinopteri; Cichliformes; Cichlidae. The transcript has 6 exons. The coding region runs from base 1 to 825 and encodes 274 amino acids. Gene Ontology annotation, molecular function: transmembrane signaling receptor activity. The record is from RefSeq and is a predicted model, not a curated record.